UAAAGGUUGGCGAGGAAAUAAGUUCUGAACUUCGACUUCUGACAAGUCAACUAACCAAGGUUCUUAACAAAGGACAACGAGCUGUUUUGAAGUCUUUUUCAGUUCGUGAACUUCUACCCGAUACCCAUUUUUAUACAACAUAUGAAGGUUCAUUAACAAUGCCAGGAUGUCACGAGACUGUCACGUGGCUUGUGAUGAACAAACCAAUUUAUAUAACAAUACAACAGCUUUACGCUCUUAGGCAGCUAAUGCAAGGAGAACCAGAGAACCCAAAAGCACCCCUAGUCAACAAUUUUAGGCCAAUUCAAGAUAGGCACCAUCGUUUGCUGAGAACGAACAUCGAUUUCAAUCGGCGUAAGGAUCUCCAAUGUCCUACUAUGUACAGAGACAUGUUUUACCGCGCAAAUACAGGAACGCCAGGAUUGCAAUGAUAAUUAUAGGAAAACACGAACAUUUGGUGACCUGGGGCUUGAGAAGUUGAACUUUGACAUUUGUGACGUGAUCAGUUGACUUUUAUUUUAUAACAAUGAAAAAAAUAACAAAUAUCAUUCCUCAAUGGCGUCCGUCCUUACCACCCAUUUCUAUAAAAUCAGUCAAAAUGGCGACAGAAGAAGAAAAAAA
Messenger RNA from Limulus polyphemus (Atlantic horseshoe crab), 621 nucleotides. RefSeq names its product carbonic anhydrase-related protein 10-like. The record is from RefSeq and is a predicted model, not a curated record. The coding region runs from base 159 to 431 and encodes 90 amino acids. The transcript is spliced from 5 exons. Lineage: Eukaryota; Metazoa; Arthropoda; Merostomata; Xiphosura; Limulidae.